Molecule: messenger RNA, 2624 nt
Organism: Sardina pilchardus (European sardine)
Lineage: Eukaryota; Metazoa; Chordata; Actinopteri; Clupeiformes; Clupeidae
Gene: cldn8.1
Product: claudin 8.1
Exons: 1
Coding region: 487-1374 (295 amino acids)
Biological process (GO): bicellular tight junction assembly; cell adhesion
Cellular component (GO): bicellular tight junction; plasma membrane
Molecular function (GO): structural molecule activity
Source: RefSeq, a predicted model, not a curated record
GAGCAGGUGUAUACAGUAUGUGUCAGUCUACUCCUCCACAGGGAUGCAAAACCUCUCCACAGGGAAGUCGCCGCCUCACUGCCUCAGACACGGCACACAGUUUCCCACAGCCGCCACAUAGACCAUACACACACUCACACACACACACACACACACAGGCCAACAACUACCCAAAGGAGCAACAAACCAGAGCCAGCCAGAGAAGAAAGGAGUAAGGACCACCUGCCUGCCUCAACAUUCAGAGGAAUACACGCUGGGACGAGGAGAGGAGAGGAGAAUAAGAAAGACCUGGAGUAGAUGUUUAGUCUCUGAGUCUCACGCCAGAGGCCAGGACAACUACAGAGCUCAGGGCUGCUGAGCUUUUUCCUAGGACAAGACUGCUGAGAACGCUGUGAGUAAGAGAGGGGGCUAGAGAGGAGCUGAGGGACGAGAGGAGAAGCGAGAGAGAGAGAGAGAGAGAGAGAGAGAGAGAGAGAGAGAGACAGGAUGCCCAACGCGGCGCUGGAGGUGGCGGCCCUGUGCCUGACGCUCAUCGGCCUCAUCGGCUGCGCGGCCAGCACGGGCAUGCCGCAGUGGCGCGUGACGGCCUUCAUCGGCGAGAACAUCAUCGUCAUGGAGACGCGCUACGAGGGCCUGUGGAUGAACUGCUACCGGCAGGCGGACAUCCGCAUGCAGUGCAAGGUGUACGACUCGCUGCUGGCGCUGCCGCCCGACCUGCAGGCGGCCAGGGGCCUCAUGUGCUGCGCGGUGGCGCUGGGCGGCCUGGGCCUGCUGGUCAGCAUCGUGGGCAUGCAGUGCACGGGCUGCAUCCGCGACAACGACGGCGCCAAGCGCAUGGUGCUGAUCGUCGCCGGCUGCAUGGUGCUGGGCGCGUGCGUCUGCUGCAUCGUCCCCGUCUCCUGGACGGGCCACGUCAUCAUCCGCGACUUCUACAACCCGCUGCUGAUCGACGCGCAGCGCCGCGAGCUCGGCGAGGCGCUCUACAUCGGCUGGGUGUCCGCCGCCUUCCUGUUCGCCGGCGGCUGCGUCUUCGUGUGCUGCAGCAUCCCGCGCGACGACGAGUACGAGGAGCGGCAGAGGGCGUACCGCAAGGCCUCCGCCGCGUACACGCCCUACGUGUCCUACACGCCGCAGCCGCUGCUGCCCGCGCCCGAGCCCCGGCCGCAGACCAUGUACAGCUACCCGUCCCGCCAGCCGUCCCUGCAGUACUCCCAGCAGCCCUCCAGGCAGCCGUCUUUCCAGCAGUCCUUCCAGCAUUCCAUCCCGCAGUCCCUGCCGCCGUCCAUGCCGCCGUCCAUGCCCCCGUCCAGGCACCCGUCUAUGCAUCAGCCCUACAGACACCCGUCGAUCCACAGCAAAGUGGCCUAUCUGUAGACGUCACCAGCACCAGCCUACAGACCUCAGCAGAGCCUGGAACAUGGAACCAUAGCUGUCUCUGGACUGGGUCUGUUCUUUGUCAACACAUUUCAGCUUAAAUAAGGAAGUAAUGACUUUUCUCUGACCGUGGAAGAGAUUUUUUAUUCUUCAUGAUUUACUUUUACAUUUCACUGUAGACACAGUCCUAGAUGAUGAGAGAAGCAUUGAGGAUUGUGUCAUAACCUGAUUCUCUGCUUAGAAUAUCAGCAACUAUUGGUAGGUAUAAAAUUCCAAGACAAAAUCUAACAUGGUUUUUGGCAAGUUGACAAUCAAUUGCCUGUUAAUGCACACGUUUAACAUAAUUUCCUGAAUGACGAUCUCCAUUUUGUGUGCAAGUGUGCAAAAAGCCACUGAUAUUUGAUAUGGCAUUGAAUUUUGAAGAGUACAGUAUACUUUUCUGCAGUUUAAAUUCUUAACAUUCUUUAUAUUAAAACAUUUACAUUUGAAUUGACACAUGUUGUCAUUACAAAAAAUGUAUAACAUCUUGUUAGUAAUUCAAAUUGUAUUUGUUAGCAUAGCAGGCAGGGAGAAUGUGGUGACUUGGCAAGUCUUUGUUUUCCUCCUCUCUGUCUUCAGUGUUGUUUACAGGAGUGUCAUGGUGAUCUGUGUGCCCUGCGGCCUCAGUAUCUGUUGAGGGCAAGCCUGGAUUACUAGAGUACUAUUCUACAGCAAAGUGAAUGAAGGGGUGUUAAUGUCAAUGUAUAGCCUCGGUUGAUAUGUUUUAUAAUGUGGGACGUGGGUGUCAAUUGAUUCAUGUCUUUUAUGUCUUCAAAAGAGUUGUUGUCUACAGCAGGACUCAUUUAUCUAGUACUUCCUUGUAGAAACAGGACCUGAGGCAACAUCCUAGUCAAUGGUUACUUAACGAAGGACAGGCCAUAAUGGGAGAGAAAAACAUUGGUAUGAGUAGUCUGACCGUUUAGGUAAAAAGAAAGGCGCACUGACUGGCUAAAGGUCUAACAUAAUAACAGGUUGCGUAUGUAAGAAUAAACCCUGAGUUAGUGACAGUUGAGCGAUCAAACAGGCAAACUGGACACUCCCAUUUACACAGCUAUUUGUUUAAAGAUUACUAACAGUGGUAAUACUGGAAGACUGACUUGAAAAACAGUUUAACAUGAAGUUUGUAUAAAGAUUUUUUUGUAACUGGACCACAGAUUAAUAAUGAAUGUAUGUAUAACUGUAUGGAAAAUAAAGUUUCACCCAUGAUUUUA